CUUUCUUCCUCCUCCUCCUCCCCCCAAACCCACACGUUAUUUUAUAAAGAAAACAUCAUUAUGACAGGGAUUCCAUUAUGCGAAUCCAAAGAUCCACAAGCAAAGGCUGCACUUGCUCGACUUGAUCAAAUAAAACGUCAAUUAAAUUUAUCUCCUUCACCCAUCUCACGUCAGGCACCGAUAGAUAUGAUGGAGGAAAGAGCAGCUGCUGAAUUUAAUAUUGAUGCCUUGGCCAUCUUUUGGGCUGGUGGCUCUAAACGUUAUAAACUUGUUAAAGAGGCUUAUGAAUUUAUUAAAAAUGAUCCAGAGUUGGUCGUUCAGCCUCCUCGAAAUUUUUUAGAACUUUCAAGAGAUGAACUGCGUGAAUUUACAAUGGGCCAAAUUUUCAGAGUCGUUCAAGUUAUACAAGAAAUAGAAGAUAAGGAAUUAGCUCAAGAAAUUGCAAUAGCUACUAAUAUUUAUUCAGAAAGUUUUUCAAUGCGUUUCUACGUACAUGAAUAUCUUUUCCGUAAUGUAAUCCAAAUGCUUGGAAAUAAAGAACAACAAGACCGAUAUCAUGAUGAUAUUUCAAACUAUAGAAUCCUUGGUUGUUUUGCAAUGACUGAAUUAGGUCAUAGUUCUGCUUUACGUGAUAUUGAAACAACAGCAACUUAUGAUAUAUCGACAGAUGAAUUUAUCAUCAAUUCACCUAAUUUGACUUCAACUAAAUGGUGGAUUGGUAUGGCUGGACAAACAGCUACACAUACAGUAGUGAUAGCACAAACCAUCAUUCACGGUAAAAAUGUAGGUCUCAAUUGGUUUGUUGUUCAACUUCGAAGCAAAUAUACAGGUGAAUUAGAGCCUGGUAUUCAAGCUGGAGAUAUAGGACAUAAAGUAGGACGUCAUGGACUUGAUAAUGGAUGGAUUCAAUUUCGUGAAAAACGUAUACCACGACAGGAUAUGCUCUCUAGAUGGACAAGUGUAGAUCGUCAUGGAGAUUAUAGACCUGCACCUAACCCUGCCAUUAUGUAUGCUACCCUUAUCCCAGAACGUCUCUCACUUGUUACUGGUACAACUCAAUCGAUCACACAGGCCUUAACGAUUGCUACACGAUAUAGUAUCGUGCGACGACAGGGGCAUAAGAAUCAACAAAUCAUGGAUUAUCAGUCUCAUUAUGUAAAAUUAAUACCAGCGAUUGCCUUUAUGUACAUGGUUAGAUCAACAGCAGACGUAUUGAAUGAACAAUUUGAAAUCUUGACAGCAGGUGGGGAGAUGGAACCGAUGGUUUAUUUAAAUUAUAUGGGUGAGAUGCAUGCGAUAUCAGCUAGUCUUAAGGGUUUUGCAGGUUGGUAUGCUACCGAUAUCUUGGAAACCUGUCGACGCAGCUGUGGGGGGCAUGCCUACUCUGCUUAUAAUAAUAUUGGAAACAUCAUUAGUGAUUGGGGGGUAAUGACAACAGGGGGCGGAGAUAAUGUCGUACUUUUACAGCAAACAACACGAUACCUCUUACAUCGACUUGAACAAAGUAUGGACUAUGAUGAAUAUCCUGAUUUACAAUUUAAAGGCUCUUCCAUCUACAUAAAACAUGCCAAACGUUAUCUUGAAAAUAAAGUAUGGACAUCCAAUGAUGCUUCAGAUUGUUUAAAAGAUUUUGCUCUUAUUCAAGAGACAAUGAAUACUAUUUUAGUUAAACGAUUGUACAGUAUUCAACAAGCCCUUAAGAAUCAUCAUUCUACUUCAAAUGAUAUAUUGCUUGAAUCUGUCCGUAUUGCUGAAUUGCAUUGUGCAGCAUUUUUAUUUUCUGUAUGUGCAGAAAAAUAUGGUCAGGCUAUAGGUACAGCUGGUAUUGAACCUACUGUAUUAGCUAUAAUGAAAAAAUUAACUGCUUUAUGGGGUAUUCAUACACUCUUUACUUAUGCUGAUCAAGGAUUCAAAGAAGGUUAUUUUCAACCUGAUCAAAUUAAUAGCAUUGAAAAGACUUAUCUUGAAUUAUGUAAAUCAUUGCGUAAACAAGUGAUUGGACUUACAGAUGGUUUUGGAUUUCCUGAUUUUAUACUUAAAGCACCCAUUGCUAAAUAUGAUGGUGAUAUCUAUCAAACUUAUAUUGAUACACUUCUUACUGCUCCUAAAAGUACAGGUAUUCCUUCCUAUCAUGCCAAGUAUAUCAAGCCAUUGACAGAACGUGAAAAUUCAAGUAUUUUAAAAUAGUAAUGAAUUUAUGCUUUAAAUUCAAUAUGGAAAUUAUUUAAAUAAAAUAAAAUAAUUGAUCUUUUCUAUAACCGUCACAACGGUAAUAA
Cokeromyces recurvatus is the source of this 2276-nucleotide messenger RNA. RefSeq names its product acyl-CoA dehydrogenase/oxidase. Gene Ontology annotation, molecular function: acyl-CoA oxidase activity; fatty acid binding; FAD binding. The record is from RefSeq and is a predicted model, not a curated record. NCBI's taxonomy places the organism in Eukaryota, Fungi, Mucoromycota, Mucoromycetes, Mucorales, Mucoraceae. Gene Ontology annotation, biological process: lipid homeostasis; fatty acid beta-oxidation using acyl-CoA oxidase. Gene Ontology annotation, cellular component: peroxisome. Bases 61 to 2187 code for a protein of 708 amino acids. The transcript is spliced from 5 exons.